Molecule: messenger RNA, 406 nt
Organism: Paramecium tetraurelia
Lineage: Eukaryota; Ciliophora; Oligohymenophorea; Peniculida; Parameciidae
Exons: 3
Source: RefSeq, a predicted model, not a curated record
AUGAGCAAUAAAAAUCCAAUAAUGUAAGACAAUGCCUAAACUAAUAAUUCUUUGAUUAAAGAAAAUGAUUCAAAAGUUUUAAAUAAUAAAAGUUAAGCACAGUAAUUAACUGAGGAAUAGAAAUAAUUAUAAAUGGAUUAAUUUAAGAAAUUUUUACAACAAACAGGCAUAUCAGAAGCAUUCUAAGUUAUUUUUGCUGAGAUAAUAGAUAAAAGAUUAAAAGAGGAAGAUAGUUAUAAAUAUACAGCUGAUAGAUUGAGAGAGAUUGGAAAAGGUUUGAGUACAGAAUAAAUGAAAGCAAAAGCAGAGAUGUAAAAAAAAGAAUUAGCAGAAAAAAUGAAAAAAAAAUGAGUGACACAUAUUUAUCAUUCUUAUUAUAUGUUUACAACUUAUAAUAAUUUUAUUC